CAUCCUUUGUCAAGCGUCAACCAUGUUAUGAAAUCCUCGAGGAAGCCAUUCAUCUUAGCCGAUAGAUGACAUCACUCUCUUUUUCUUCUAAAAAGCAUGACCUAAGUCAAUUACUAGAGCUACCCAGACAAACAACUAAAUACAAUCCUCCUCAUAAUAUAUACCAUUUGCUAGACAAAUUCGCCUGGAUGAGUUUUGCGGGCAUCGAUGAUUCACUGCUACAAGAAACAUAAAACGGUUGAGCAAAAGUUUAUUCUGUUUCGUCCACAGUCACUAGAACUAUUCGAAUCAUAGCUUGACAUUAACUACCAUCCCCAAACGUUACAGGCCUCAAGGCCUCCAUCUGAUUAGCGGGUAUUUUGUGCUCAGGGUCGCACCGACGUACCUUAAAUAAUGGAAAGGCCUUUACUUUCUCCAUUUAGUCCUAAUCUGCCAUAUUCUGCAAAAGAACGAUGGGUUUGCGUUUAUCCUGCGUAUUUAAAUAAUCGUCGUACAAGAGCUCAAGGGAGGAAACUGUCUGUGGAACACUGUGUUGAUAAUCCUAAGCAUUCGGAAGUAACGAUGAUUUUGGGGAAGCUCUCUCUCGACUAUCUGUUGGAGACAAAGGUCCAUCCUAAGGAAAGGGAUGCUUUUGAACCUAUGAACAAAUGGCGUGUCCGCGUCCAUUUGAAAAACGAUGAUGGCAGUCCCGUAAAUGAACAGUUUCCAAAUCGUCAAUCCCUUUUAUCAUAUUUGGGAAAGGCUCUUCCUGUAGUGCGGUCCAGAAGACCAGCCACAUCAAGUUCUAGUACUACGGAACAAACCUUCCAAGGAAAGAAAAACAAGCGAAAAAGGAAGUGAAUACACGGAUUUAGAAGUUUGACAUAACCUACUAUCAUGUACUUACCGUAAACAUACUUUGUCUCGGGUGAUCUUGUCUUUAUAGUUACUUCUCAGUGUUUUUACAAUUGUGAAAAUAUAAAAGAUUGGUUGGUUGCUG
This is a messenger RNA of Schistosoma intercalatum, 979 nucleotides long. The record is from the annotation of a GenBank genome assembly. Lineage: Eukaryota; Metazoa; Platyhelminthes; Trematoda; Strigeidida; Schistosomatidae.